AUGUAUUAUAUUAUAUAUACCCGCUUAAUACUUAAAUCUAAUUCAAAUCCAUUUUCUCCAGCUCGUGGACCUUUUAUCAAAGGGCGAGAACCUCGGAAGGCUAAGCAGGCUAUUAACCCUCGUUAUACCUUCAAGGGCCGACCACUCCUCAUCCUCAGCAGUCGAGAGGCACUCAGCCAAACUCCUCUUAGAUUGACCGAUAGUCUUGGAGUCAACCGUCUUCUCCUCAUCGACAGCGGGCACUAUCUCACUCGAUUCUUUUGUCGUAACUUCAUUUUGUGCUCGAGGAAUAAACAGACAACUGCACAAUCAUCGGUUUUUGAGGUUGGGUACUUGAGCCGCCAUGCACGCGUGGCACAGUCAACGAGGGCUCGAGCGGCUGUUCCUUGGCUGGGAGCAGAGGCCACUAUGUUCACUGCUUCUUUAUUGGAUAGUACGUCCCAGACCUGUUUAUUACCCGAAAUAACCUUCAGAGAUCCGUUAUGGAGAAGAAAACCGGAAGAUCACAAGAAUUUUUUUCGCAAUUUGUGCGAAUUGUUUCGAUUUGCGUACCCCAUCAGUGGCGAGAAUUACGAAUUCGUCCUUCUCUGUAAUAUGGUGAAGUCUCCAAAUGCUCGAGCCAUGGCUAAGCCAGGAGAGUCACUGUUUGGAAGCCACACACGUGCCACUUCUGGCUCGUCUUGCAAUGCGAAUACCCUUCCUUUACAUUUUUGGAUCCUAGCAGCUUCCCCUGACAUACGAACGCCAUGA
This is a messenger RNA of Striga asiatica, 750 nucleotides long. The record is from the annotation of a GenBank genome assembly. Lineage: Eukaryota; Viridiplantae; Streptophyta; Magnoliopsida; Lamiales; Orobanchaceae.